CAGCGCAGCGUCGGUUUCAGGUCCCAGCAGCUCCAGUGUGGGAAAAAAAAAAAAAAAAAAAAAAAACUAAACCGAGAGAGGAGACGAAUAACGGGACACUCCAGCGUUUAUGGAGCCGAUUCACGCGUUUUACCGCCACGCACCCGCGUCUCCCCUUGUGAUGAAGACGUGAAUUGAGGCAGACGGAGGCGGUGAGCGCGUUUUGGGGCUGAAGAGAGCGAGCGGUCCUCCAUUGUCUGCGUAGAAAUAAGAAUGGCCUGGAUGUGGAAGAGGAAGUCGUUGAUCGCCACCAGUCUGAUCGUGGCAGUGUCGCUGUUCGUGGUGGUGGUGAACUACUCGGAGAAGCCCUACUUCCUCCUGCAGCCUGUGUUUGGGGAGACGUUCAGCAGCCACUGGAUAUUCUCCAAGCAUCCGUACAAGGCCUUCAAGCCUCACCUGGGUUACGUCAGCAUCCCCAAGCAGGAGCCCCUGAAGCUGAACUGCGAGCUGUGCAGCAUCGUGUCCAGCUCCGGCCAGAUGCUGGGGCAGGGCGCGGGCCCGCAGAUCGACCGCUCCCCCUGCAUCUGGCGCAUGAACAACGCGCCCACGCGAGGGUUCGAGCACGACGUGGGCCGCCGCACCACCCUGAGGGUCGUCUCCCACACCAGCGUCCCCCUGCUGCUGCAGAAGCCCCAGUACUUCUUCGGCCAGGGCAACGACACCGUCUACGUGGUGUGGGGGCCGCUGAGGAACAUGAGGAAGGACGGGAAGGGCAUCGUGUACAACAUGCUGCGGCAGGCGUCAGAGAACUACCCCCACGCUCGCAUCUACGUCACCACCGAGGACAGGAUGAACUACUGCGACAUGGUCUUCAAGAAGGAGACGGGGAAAGACAGGAUACAGUCCGGCUCGUACCUCAGCACCGGUUGGUUCACCCUCAUCCUCGCCAUGGACAUGUGCAAAGAGAUCCACAUCUACGGCAUGAUAAAUGACACCUACUGCAAGACGGAGGGUCUCAGAAAGGUCCCCUACCACUACUACGAGGCGGGCAGCCGGGACGAGUGUGCCGAGUACCUCCUCCACGAGAGCGCCCCCUACGGCGGACACCGCUUCAUCACGGAGAAGUCCGUUUUCUCCAAGUGGGCCAAGUCUCACGCCAUCAAGUUCUUCAACCCGCUGUGGCAGCUGUCGUGACCCUGGCUGACGCAGCAAAGGGAAUAUUAUCCUCACUGUCACUGUCACAAACAACCAGAGACCCGACGAACCUCCACGCUGACACUAACGAACACGAGCAUCCAUUCUGGCACAAAUGUCCCUCCAUAUCUAUUACUAAACGUUUGUCAAGUCCUGGUUGGCCUCAGGUGGAGCCUUCAGAAUCAGACCACUGAAUCAAGCAAAUUCCCAUUAAUGUUUGACCAACCGCGGCCCAUCUGCUGCUUCUUGAAUAUGAAGCCCUCUUCUCCUGGAUCUCAGAGCUUAAGAAUGUGCACGGCUCGCUGCUCUGCACCGACUAAUCGAUCCUUUUUGCUGCUCUGUGAGUCCAGCAAAGAGAAGCCGGAGAAGAAACGAGCGUCCGUCGUCUCGCAGUGACCUCAGUGGCUCAGUACAUCACAGAGGCUGAAUUUACAUUUUCUUUCCGGACCGUAGCAGGGGAGAGUCACGUCGGACACCUGACGAGCUCGUCUGCUCCGUUUCCUCUGCCUGUCUGUCGCCUGUCAGGCUGUAAUUAAUCUCUAACGAGUAUCAUUCAGGCCUUCAUCUCUGACUGAGGGAGUAUCAUAGGCAGAUGCUCUGUCGGUUUCAAUUUACUCAGCUCCGUUCAAAGAGGUCAUUUGAAAAAGAAAACACAAGCGCGCAAAAAAACAAAAAAAAAACGAGUAAACCAGCAGUCUACGCGCUAAUCAGCUUCAUUGCUUCGUCGCCGUGUGUUGACUCACACAACCUAAAGAUGUCAGCUGUUCCUCUCCAUGUAUAAUGCUGUGAAAUUGAGUUUUGAGGGACACGUUGUGGCGUUGGCUUGAUGUGCGGAUGCUUUGUUAAUUCAGUCUGCAGAAAUAACUCUUUUGAUCAAUGUGCCAUUGACGAUGUGAGCAUCAUAACACAUAGAGCGGUGUGCAAUUAAAAACUCCAUCUUUGCGGAGGGAGUCAAGUCGUUUGUGACCCUGCGGAGGGACAGAUUUAUGUGUGCGGUGAAACCAUUUGAAGUUAAUUGUAUUCUAUUAUCAUUCUGUGCCUGCAAUACUCUGCAAUUUGUUGUAUAGACGCGGAGGAAGGUGCUUUCACUUCCUCUAUGGUAUUCUCAUCAAGCUUUGUGCCUCUUUCUGUAAAGUAUCACUGUGUGAACGCUUCGUACCAUUUGUCUCUGGGUGCGGUGCUCGUGUCUCCUGGCUCGGGCCGUUAUGUUUGAAUGCAUCUGUUCUGUUCUGGUCGGGUCGGUGGGUCGGGGAGGAAUAAUUAGUGAGGUGUGUAGGUUGGCCGGUUGCUGUUUGAGGGCUGAGAUGUUGUAUCUGUGACCGCGACUCCCCAAGCCCCACCCCCGAAGCUGUGAUUAGUGUCCUGCUCAGAGCCACGGGCCAGGGGGAAGGACUGGAAGGACUCAAAGACGUCUUCUAAUUCAUGCGACUUGAUGCGCGGGGUCUCUGAAGAUCUGUAAUAUACUGCAGUCUGCUGCAGAGCGCUGUCCGCUGGCCGAGGAGCUACGGUUUCUCUGUCAACACUGAUACGGUGAUUUGUAGGUCAGGAGUUAUUGGUUGAAACUGGGCUGAAAUAAAAGCAUCAAAAAUGUCAAAGAAAUAUCUGGAAACCAGGCUAAACUCAGAUCACACAGGUCCUACCUACAUUAUGCUUAACAUUAUGACCACUGACAGGUAUAGAGAAUAACAGAAUAACAUUGUGUGACAAUACAGUGUUCUGCUGGGAAACUCUUAGACCUGGCAUUUAUGUGGAUGUUACCACCCACCUAGACCAGACCAGACA
Messenger RNA from Mugil cephalus (flathead mullet), 2955 nucleotides. It is a transcript of the gene st6galnac3, whose product is annotated as ST6 (alpha-N-acetyl-neuraminyl-2,3-beta-galactosyl-1,3)-N-acetylgalactosaminide alpha-2,6-sialyltransferase 3. Lineage: Eukaryota; Metazoa; Chordata; Actinopteri; Mugiliformes; Mugilidae. The record is from RefSeq and is a predicted model, not a curated record. Gene Ontology annotation, molecular function: alpha-N-acetylgalactosaminide alpha-2,6-sialyltransferase activity. Bases 253 to 1173 code for a protein of 306 amino acids. Gene Ontology annotation, biological process: oligosaccharide metabolic process; ganglioside biosynthetic process. The transcript has 5 exons.